AAUAACUAAGACACAUCUAAAUGUGUUGUAAACAAAUCUAAACAUUAUCAAUGUUAAGUUUGCCAGUCUGAGUAGAUUUUUAAUCGAGUUCAUAAUCGACGCACCACCUUUUGCCCAACCAGAAGCCGAAUCAAACUAACUAGAAACCGUAUCAAACAAUUACUGUGCCUCGAUAAACAAUAAUGCUACACGUACGAAGGAAUACGGGGUUUUACACAAAACAGCUGGAAACCCCGCCGGUAAUAGAUCAGGCACGCCGAACUGAAAAAGAGAAGCGGCGAUGGCCGCCGGCUGGUCCUCCCUCCCCGCCAAUAUUCUCAAUGAGAUCUCGGGUCGCCUGAACACCGACGCAGACCAGCUCCACGCCCACCAGGUAUGCGCCCACUGGCGAGCCUCAAUUUCUCCUCCGGCCGCCUACCGCCCGUGGGUCGUCGCCGCCCGACAGGCCCCCGACGGACUGAGCCCAGUCGGCGAGUACUCCCUCCAGCUCCCUCGCGGCGUCCCGGGCGUCGACUUCAAGGCGGCCCCACCCGGCCUCCCGUACUGCUGCGGCACGCCUCGCGGCUGGCUCGCCCUUGCGGACGAUGUCCGAUCCCCCACGCGGCUCGUGCUGUGGGAGCCCCACUCCGGCACCGAGAUCCCGCUUCCAUGCCUGUCUUCAGUCAUACAGGUCUUCCUUUCCGACGACCCGCUCGAGUCGUCGCACUGGAUGGCCGUCGCGACCCAGCUCAGACGGCCCCGGGCGCAUAUCAUCUUCUUCUGGCGGCCCGGGGACGCCGCCUGGAGCGGCCCGGCCAAGGUUCCUUGUGCAAAACUCCACAGCGUCGAAUUCCAUGCGGGGAACAUAUACUGCAUAGACCGCAUGUCUAACCUGUCCAUCUACGAUCUCAAGCUCGGCACAACGUCUCCUCCCGUGCUCCUCGAGUGCUUGGGCAUGUCCCCUAGUCAGUUGUCAGAGUCGUUGGUUACCCGCAUGUCUGUCAAGGAACGCGUGCGUGCAGUGCACGUCGUGGCCUGCCGUGGCGAGCUCCUGCUAGUGCUGCUGUUCCACGGCCGCCACCCGUCCCUCAUGGAAGUCUACAGGCCGUCGUGGACGCUCGGAUGCGCCUUCCAGGUCGGUGAGAGGGUGACUGACCUCGGCGGCUACACGCUCUUCCUCGGCCGUGGCGACGCAGUUGCACUGUCUGCCAAGGAGUACCCUGCGAUCAGGGGGAAUUGCAUUUACUACCUGGUGCACAAUCUCCCCAAGUACAGGAAGCAUUGGGCAAUCGUGUUUGAUCUGGGGACGGGGGAUGUGGACGAUAUACCUUACCCUGAGGUGCACAAGCAGGAGAAUGGUUGCUGGCCAUACUCUUGGUUCUGUCCUCGAAGGCCCUUCCUGAAGAAGCAGUUAGCUUGAGCAAUAAGCAGGGACUUUGAAAAUUAGUCUUCAGAAUAAGCUUCUUUGAAUAGGGAAUUUCCUUAUGAAAUUCCUGUUGUAACUGUUUAAACCAUAGGAUUUCGUUAUGAACUUCCUAUUGUAACUGUUGAAGUGCAGAAUUUUCUUAUAAAUUUCCGAGAUUAUAUCAAAACUUUUGAAUAUCUUCCGGUGGAUUUUUUACCUUUGGAUCAGCAUUUGAGGUUUGUGCUGUAUUGGACCAUCUGUCUCCAGAUAAUGGGCUUGUUCAAAGCUGAUUUGCCGAUGCCUUAUUUUGUUCCCCGCAGAAGGACAAGAGAUCAUCUUGUCUCAGGAAGGAAGACAAUGGGAAGAGUGUCACCGAGUGUUUGCGGCGAGUGAUCCUGCUAGGUGACAGGAGGCUCAGCAACGAGUGCUGAGACAGAUGUUUGACCCCAGCAGUGUUCCAGAGCAGAGAGUUACACGCCCUGGCCCCUGGGGCGCAACACUGAGCAGCUGCCUCCUAUUCAGUAUUCUACUGAUGUUCUCCUCUCGAGCUGCCUCUAUUGUAUGUGUCCUGGCCCUUUGGUGGUUCAAAGCUUCUCUUGCCACCUCUGCAUGAUCAGUUUGCCUGGGAAUCCUGCUGCCAUCUGGUACCUAUCUCUACGACCUUCUGCUACCCUGUUUAAUUUGGAUACUAGCAGGGAAUGGCGCGGUGGCACGCAGCGCCCAUGAGGGAGCCCGUGUGUGCAUUUUUGUUUUUUCUUUUGUUAAAAAAAUAAAUAGUGGAUCGAGAAAGGAGCUGGUGGACCAGAAGUUUUAUUUAACAAGCAGUUUCAUGCAUGUCCUUCAAUAGUUUUCUUCAUAAAGAAGUAGAUGAAUAAUAGAUGCAGCAACUUAACACCUAAGCAGAGGGAUAUUAUUAUGACUGAAAGGAGAUAAGUUCAAAAGGCUAUGAAAACACAAGGUACUUAGUUCAAAAGAAAACAAUGCUUAGAGAAUAGAGACCCUUGUAUAAUUGCAAAAUAGACAAUAACAUCUUUGAUUAUUAUGACACAGUUUGCUUCGAACAUGUUCUCCUUCUGAAGAUUAGUUUUCUCUUCCUCGUGGCUCUUUGGAGGAAACAGCUCUUCUGUGGCACGUCUGCAUGUAGUUCAGAUCCAAUCUUUUUUUUUUUUGUAAUAGAAUUCGUUGCCGUUGUUUCAGAUCCAAUCUUUCUAGCCGGCGACGACAUAAGGAAUUGAGAAAGUCAGAACAUACAAACCGUUGAACCAGUGUAUUUGAAAGGGCAAUGAUGGGCGCCGGUGCGCCGGCCCAAAGUUUGGGCCGGUCGCACCCUGAGCGUUCGAUGCACUACCCACUCACCGUCCAGAUCGAGCCUAUGCUUCGUUCUCAUCCUGCGUAUGUCUUCUUCCCCAAAUACGCUAGACUGUCUUCUUCCCCAGAUACGCUAGAAAGGAGCGACGGGGAGCGCCGACGGCGACCAUGGUCCUAGCCAUGGGAGCGCGCCU
Molecule: messenger RNA, 2886 nt
Organism: Triticum dicoccoides
Lineage: Eukaryota; Viridiplantae; Streptophyta; Magnoliopsida; Poales; Poaceae
Exons: 2
Coding region: 281-1399 (372 amino acids)
Source: RefSeq, a predicted model, not a curated record